This is a messenger RNA of Echinops telfairi (small Madagascar hedgehog), 803 nucleotides long. It is a transcript of the gene TESC, whose product is annotated as tescalcin. The transcript has 8 exons. The record is from RefSeq and is a predicted model, not a curated record. Gene Ontology annotation, molecular function: calcium ion binding. The coding region runs from base 16 to 609 and encodes 197 amino acids. Lineage: Eukaryota; Metazoa; Chordata; Mammalia; Afrosoricida; Tenrecidae.
GGCAGAGUGCCCACUAUGCGAGUCUCCUCUGACCAGAUUGAGCAGCUCCAUCGGAGGUUUAAGCAGCUGAGUGGAGACCAGCCCACCAUCCGCAAGGAGAACUUCAACAGCGUCCCUGACCUGGAGCUCAACCCCAUCCGAGCCAAAAUCGUCCGUGCCUUCUUUGACAACAGGAACCUGCGCAAGGGCCCCAGCGGCCUGGCGGAGGAGAUCAGCUUCGAGGACUUCCUGACCAUCAUGUCCUACUUCCGGCCCAUCGACAUCUCCAUGGACGAGGAGCAGGUGGAGCAGUGCCGGAAGGAGAAGCUGAGAUUUCUGUUCCACAUGUACGACUCGGACAGCGAUGGCCGGAUCACGCUGGAAGAAUAUCGAAAUGUGGUCGAGGAGCUGCUCUCAGGAAACCCCCACAUUGAGAAGGAGUCGGCGCGCUCCAUCGCCGAUGGGGCCAUGAUGGAGGCGGCCAGUGUUUGCGUGGGCCAGAUGGAGCCGGACCAGGUGUACGAGGGGAUCACUUUUGAGGACUUCCUGAAGAUCUGGCAGGGGAUCGACAUCGAGACCAAGAUGCAUGUCCGGUUCCUGAACAUGGAGACCAUUGCCUUCUGCCACUGACCCCUCUGGCUCCACCACCCAGCGCUGCCCUUCACUGCGGGGCCUUGAGCCACUGCGGCCGGCCGGCUGUCCCCAGCUGCUGCGGCCCACCCCGGCGGCUCACCGUCAGCUUUCUGCCUGCACGUCCCUGUCUGGUGCGGCAGGUGGCGCGCCACGGUUUUUACUUUGAAUAAAGCGUGGGUUUGUUACUGAAA